Molecule: messenger RNA, 1821 nt
Organism: Lepisosteus oculatus (spotted gar)
Lineage: Eukaryota; Metazoa; Chordata; Actinopteri; Semionotiformes; Lepisosteidae
Source: RefSeq, a predicted model, not a curated record
AACAGGAAGGGUACGGUGUACACUGGGAGUUUCCAGUCCACCGAAAGCACUUUAGUCGUUUUGAAUUAUUAUUGAAUAGUCUUCUUCCGUAAGCAUUGCAAAGGUGAUGUUUUUCCAUCAAACGGCAAUUUAAAUAUGGAUCUAGAGAAUCUCGCUGUUCUAGGACUGUGUUUUAUCCUCCAAAGCUCAGCCGGUUACGAGAACGGGGCUGUCAUCCAGAUUAUUCCAGCAGACAACCCACUCUGGGUAAAACUCGGCACUUCGUUCACCCUGACCUGUAACUUUCAUGAGCCAUGUCCUGGGGUGCAGUACACCUGGUACAAAGCUGAAAGUACUGAUGAUAACUCCAGAUCCAGAAGGAACAGCAUGUUCACUUUUCCAGAUUUGAAAAUUUCUGAUGAAGGCUUAUACAGGUGUGAAGUUACAUGUGGUGGUAAAACAGAGAAGAGCCAAGUCAAACUUCAUGUUUUCUCACUUGGUAUCCCUGAAAUAACGCAGUCUAAUCUGAAUGGAAAUGACACAAUUAAUGUUACAUGUCACGUGAGUAAGGUUUAUCCUGAUGGAUUUGUCAACGUUGAACUGUACCUUGGGGACAAGCUUCUGAGAAACGAAACACUAGACACUUUAGACCACAUGUCUGUGAUACAUACUUUGAGUCUGAGAAGGGAAGAUCAAGGAAAAAAGUUAAUCUGCAUUGCAAGAAGGACUGAUUGCAAUUUCAGUACAGAACAAUCUCAGAAACUAAACUUUUCAGAGGCACCUUCAAAUGUGCAGAUUGAUGUGUCUGCUCCUCUAUUGGAGGGUCAAGAAGUGUUUAUGAAAUGCUCCAGCGAAGGGCAUCCGUCUCCUGACAUCAGCUGGAACAGGAUCAACCUGCCCUGGCCUUCAAACCUGCAGAGGCACUCCAAUGGCACAGUGACUGGCCUGCUUUCCCCAGAAAACAGUGGCUUGUAUGAAUGCAUUGCUAAUAACACCAUGGGACAAAACAGAAAACCAAUUUCUUUGGCAGUGGAGUAUGGUCCAAGGUACACUUCCAUACAUGCCUCAGAAACAAGCAUUCGAACCAGAGAGUUAUUGAAUUUGACCUGUGUAACAGACAGUUAUCCUGCAGUCCAGCAGUACAAGUGGAAGAAGCUCCCUGCACAGGCUGUGCCCAAGGAUGUGACUCAGAAGAACAGUUAUUUAAUUAUAAAUAGCUUCCAGAAACAUCAUGAGGGGAUUUAUGAAUGCGAAGUCGUGCACCAGAGUGGUAGAACCGAGAGGGUUUACUUUAAUGCCAUCCUUAAAGAACCAGAAGAGCAGACUGGGAGCCAGUCGUCUCCGCUUCCAGGUGCUGUAGCUGGGAGUCUGCUCGUUGGGAUGACAGGAGGGGGGCUUGCUGGCUUCCUGCUGGCGAAGAGACUCUUGUAACUGGACUGCUUAUACCAGAUGCCGUCAACUAAUUUCACUCUUCCAUACAGCCUACACCCUUUACGCUGCAAUUACAAGACUGGUUCAGACCCAAAUCUGUGCUUGGUUCUCUGAAUAGUCUGCUUAUUGUGUGAGUAGGACAAUGCUGAAGUGUCAAUAAAAACUAAGCUUUAUCUUCUUUACUAAAAAAAACAUCCUGAAAAGGGCAGCUGAGUCAGAUGGGAGGGAGGAGUGCUGCUUUUCCCUACUUUCUCUCAUCUCCAUUGCUCAGUAUUGGCUCUUCAAACAACUAUUCUGCACUAGUGUCCGACAGCAUAUACUAUAUGCGCAAUGUUAUAUACACUACGCUUUAUUUUUUAAGUGUGACAAACUCACUGAACCAUUUUGAGAAAUAAAUCUGGUCAAGAAUUG